Messenger RNA from Xyrichtys novacula (pearly razorfish), 13527 nucleotides. Lineage: Eukaryota; Metazoa; Chordata; Actinopteri; Labriformes; Labridae. The record is from the annotation of a GenBank genome assembly.
CGUUUCUUAAACAUGGCUCCAACUUAGCACUGAGCAAAACAGCAUCCCCUGAAUGACUGCCGUCCGUUUGCUGACAUGCAUCUGUAAAGAUCGGAAAAUGGAGCACGUUAAAUGCAGAUGUGCCCUGAAGGAUACGCUUGUUGAAGAAAGUUAAUAAAGUACAAAGUCAUCAUGCGUGAAGUGGAGCAUCGUUAGCUUCAUGCUAGCCUAACUGUCAGCUGCUACAAGUGGCGAGAGGUAAGAUUAAACAUCAGACUGGAGCUGUUUUCGGGUGUUUUUGUGCGAUUAAAGCUGGGUGAGACUAAGCCAGUUUAUCUGCCAUUUUAUAUCAACAUGGCAAAGGUAUUAUUAUACAUGCAAUAGCAGUAAUCUUAAGUUAUCAUAACGUUAGCCACUCUGUUAAGCUAAUUGCUAGCAUCAAGUUGACGUUAGUUUUAUCAAUGUCGUAAGGCUAAACGAGAAUAAUAAAAACGAGAUAAUUUAAACAUUUAAUAGUUUAUAAUUAGAGGACUAACUCCUAACUGCUUUACGAGAAGCUUGUGAUAUUUAAGGAGAUGUGUUUGGUUGAACAUUGUUGUGUUUUAGAUGUUAUCAUACCGUCAACUUGGUUAACCCAGCUAACGUCUAUCACCUCCAGCUUACCCAUCAUUUUCACAAUCAGUACCUUAUCUAUCAGAUCUAUCGAUGGCGUGUAUUUUGCAUUGUUAACUUUUGCUAAAGCUUCUCUGUAAAACAAACUCCAAACAGGAAGGUUAUUUUUAUUAUUAACUCGCCACUAGAGGGCAGAGUAUCUGUGUUGUUGGGGCAGAGGUACUCCAGUCAUGUGAGCUGAGCUGAGCUCCAACUUCAGGGAUUUAAAGAAGGACAAGGAGUCAUGUGCAUUCACAAACAACACAUCAUAUCUUUGUUGCAUCUGUUCCUCCUACUGUUUCUAAUCUGAUUGUUUAUUUAUGUUUUCCAGUUUCUUCAAGAGGACAGGCUAAAGAGGUGAUCAGGCCUUUGAUUUAGUUCUCCAUGAAUGUCUAAAAGUCGACUGAGUGGAAAACGGUGAGCUGUAAGCAGCAGAACAUUGAAGGACUCGUUGCAAGCAUUGAAGACUCACCAUGGAUUGGCUAAUGCAAUCGGUGGAGAAAGACUUGGGGAUUGACCGAAGGCAGCAGGGCCCAGGUCCCCGUCCGAGGGAGCUCAUAGCCAUCGUUCCCACACGCUGGGUGAUGGGCCUGAGGGAGAGGAGGGUCAUGCGCUGUGCCCGGUUUGACAGCACCAAUGAGGCUGAAAUUCACACAUACCUGCAGUGUUCCCAGGCCAAGCUGCCUCCUGGCUGGACACGAGUGUGCAUUCAGGGUCUGAGGAAGAGCAAGCUGAGCUACAGAUUGGCCAGAGACCCUUGCCAUCAACUAAUGGAAUUCACGCCACAGGAUUCUUAUGUCAAAACCAUGCAGUGUGUGUCUCAUCAUAAUGUCAGGUAGUAAAACUAUACCCUUUUACUCUUGAACGUGUCUGUGAUUAUAGUUUACACCUGGACAAAUGUUGAAAAUGUAAAAUCUACAAAUGAAAGUGAUGAACUUUUGUGAAUUACUCUCAUCAUGAGAGCUUUAAGGCAGCAUCAUUAAGUGGUGUGCUCAUUCCUCGAGGAUUGAAGGACAUACAAUAAUGGCAUAACAUUAGUAUUAACAGAUAAAAGCAAAAAAAGGUAGAUGUCUUGUUUUAUUUCUAUGUCUAAAUUAAAUAGACUUUCUGACUCAGAGCUACAAGUAAAUUCUUGUACAGAAAUGACCUUAUGUUCUUUCAAAAAUGAGUGCAUAUGGUAUGAGUUUGGAAGUAUUUGCUUAUCAAUCAGCUGCAAAAACCCGGUUUUGUGCAUUGCUUCUAUAAAUAAGUAUGAUUAGUGUUGAAAAAUCCCACAGGUGUUCAAGUGGAUAUUUCUCUAAUCUAGAAAUGCUGUUGUGUUUCUCUUUCAUAUGGUAAGGCGAACUCUUAACACCCCCUGUUUGUAGAGUUAAAUUGUUUAUUUUUCAUAGCCGAGAAGGGGGUUUUAGUCACAGCAAGGCCAAAGAUAUAAUUGCUUUUACCUGCGUAUGCAAUGAUGGCAACUGUGCCAUGUGGCCUCAGCUCUGGUUUAGUGGGCGUGAGGUGCAGAAUGUAUAUAACCAGCAGGGGCAGAGAGGAUGUGACAGAACGACAUAAAUUAUAAAUGACAGAAAGCUUUGAAGACAAGCUGUCAGAGCAGGUGCAAAUGAUCGACAUCACAUACCUUUUGUGUUUCACUUCCUGUCACUUGUUCUGCUUUGAUCUCAGCGUUAACAUAGUAAUCAUCCCUUUGAGUGCCGCUGUGUCUGUUUUUUUAGAUCCUCCAAUAACGCUUGGAGUACAUGGACAAAUAUAAGUACUCCAAGUGUCAUUAGAGGAUGUAACACUUGGAGUACAUCGUCGAAGAUGUAUAUUUACAGUUACGCUCAUGACACAGCUGGAUGCGUACUUGAACACAAGGCUUCACAGCAAGUGUAUCUCCAGCUUUGGGUGUUUGCUUUGUUAGAGGAUAUAAUUCUGUCUUGUUUGCAGUGAACUGAUCAGUUUUAUGUUUUCUUCUUCUUCUUCUUUAGGAAUCUAUGGAGGGAAGCUCAUUACAAGCUCGUACAGAGAUAUGCAGGACCUACUGAGCAGAUGCACGCUGCAGCUGUAGAUGCAGUCCGUCAUGCUUUACAAAAGCUUUUUAACUCCACAUUCAUCUCACCUGAAAAAGUUUCACCAUCCCUCUCUCCAGCCAGAGAGAAGGAAAAAGAAAACUACUUCCCAUCCAGUUCAUCGUGCAAUUCCAAGACCCAGUCGGACCGUCUGUGUCCGAACAUUUUGCCUGCUGAGUGUCUGCUGGAGACUGCAGAGAUGCUCUACGUGAUUCUACCCUAUUCUCAGUAUUCACUCCAUGACAUUGUCUCCUUCAGCCCAGCCAAGCUCGCUAACAGUCAUGCCAAAGUGUUGUUCAUUCUCUACCAGUUACUAAUAGCUAUACAGGCAAGUCAUGCAGCUGGUCUGUCGUGUGGAGAGCUCUCCUUGCAGGACAUAGCAGUGGAUGAGCAGCUAUGCAGCCGGCUGAAGCUCAACCUCGCUCAUUAUGAGGAUCUGGGGAAAGAGGGAGAUGCGAAAAGCUCUGUUACUGGCAGACAAGUGCCAAAAAGUGUCUUGCCAAGUGAAAAUUCAAGCCAAGAGAACAAAAGACUUUGCAGCGAUUGCUUCGGUGAGCUUAAAACGUUGGCUCUUGAUUGGGUCCACGGGCGAGUCAGUAACUUCCGCUACCUGAUGGAGCUGAACCGUUUAGCGGGACGGAGAGAAGGAGACCCAAAUUACCACCCGGUGCUGCCUUGGGUGGUGGACUUCACUGUGCCAUUUGGAAAAUUCCGGGAUCUCAGAAGGUCAAAGUUCAGGCUCACAAAGGGAGAUAAACAGCUGGACUUCACCUAUGAGAUGACCAAAGAGGCUUUAGCAGCUGCGGUGGGUAAUGGAGUCGGUGGGAGCGUUAUAGGCGGGGAUCUUAGUGGCUCUGUGGGUGCCGGUGGUGCUGGACAGCCAGAGCACCUCCAUGUACCUCAUCACAUAUCUGAUGUGCUCUCAGACAUCACCUACUAUGUCUACAAAGCCCGGCAGACACCCAAGUCAGUGUUGUGCAGCCACGUUCGAUCCCAGUGGGAGCCUAAUGAGUACCCGGCCAGUAUGGAGCGCAUGCAGAGCUGGAGCCCUGAUGAGUGCAUACCAGAGUUCUACACAGAUCCCUCCAUUUUCCGCUCGAUCCACUCCGACAUGCCAGACCUGGAUGUGCCUUCCUGGUGCAAGUCAUGCGAGGAGUUCAUCGAGGUUCAUCGGCGCCUUCUGGAGAGCAGAGAGGUGUCCCAGCAUUUGCAUCACUGGAUCGAUCUCACGUUUGGCUACAAGCUCUCUGGCAAAGAAGCUGUCAAAGCCAAGAAUGUGUGCCUGCACCUGGUGGACAACCACACCAAUCUGACUACCUACGGCGUAGUUCAGCUUUUCGACCAGCCCCACCCGCCCCGCUUAUCUUCUUCUCUGUACGCCCCAGCAGAACCUCCCCUCCUUGGCCUUGCAGCUCUAACUGUGCCUUCGCUACACUUCCCUCAAAUCGACACCGUGGCUGAGACUGUGGACGGAAUGGUGCCAGAGUCCACAGGUUGCGAGUCCAGCGGCUGGACCAUGGUUGACAGAGAGGAAGAGCUUGAACAAGGAAUGGAAGCCCUGGAUUCAUUGACGUCUGCUGCAUCUGGAACUGUGUCACUGCCUGGAAAUACAUCUGGAGGAAAACCUGGAGGAGAACACACAGCACUUAUCGUGUCACAGUCCCCAAGUGCAUUCCCCGGUGAUAUAGCAAGCAACUUAGGCCCGGGUUUACGCAGUGCCAUGUUACAAAGGGCCGGGCCUCCGAGCAAAAAACACGGAGACGUGGGUGUGACCGCCACAAAUGCGGAUGAAAUCAAAAUCAGCCUCCCUGAGGGUUUCAACCCACUGCAGCCUUUGGAGGAGCUGGAGAAACUGAACAACUUCCUGGUGAAGAGUCUGCAUGCCGAAGUGUCCGGUGACUACAUGAGAGAUAGCGGGAUAAUUGAAUCUCUGCCCUCUCUUACACAGCUCUACCAAAGGGACAUGCAAGCCCUGGGUGUCCUCAUCGCAGAGAUAUUCUAUUCCUGCAAGCUGCGGGGAGUGAAACCAGGAAGUCCCCUCAGACAGCGUUUCCAAGCUGUUAUGAAGCUCUGCUCUGCCAGCCUCCGCGAUGUGCCGCUGUGUUUGCAUCAUGCUCUGGAGACACUGCUGCUAAUAGAGAAGCACUCAGGAACAGCACACAGAGAGUUACCAGAUUGCACGCCUCCACUUCUUUUCAAGUAUGACCCCAUCCGCGACGGCCUGCCUCCCCCAAACCCCUGCCAGCUACUGAACUCAAUCAUCACCCCCUUUCCUUUCCCCUCCUAUUUCUCACCACUUCAUCAUUUCAUCUUUUCAUACCAUGCCAAACUGGAGACCACAUGUAGUUUUCAAGGAAGAGACGUCGUCUUUCACCUGUGGCAGCAGCUCGAGACUCUAUUGCGGGGUAACAUCACAGCAGAGGGUCUUGAGAUCCUCUUGCCUUUCAUUCUCGCCCUCAUGCUUGAGGAGUGCACAGCUGUGUAUGCUGCUUGGUACCUUUUCGAGCCCAUCUCUAGAGUACUCGGCCCCAGAAAUGCAAACAAGUACUUACUGAAGCCACUAAUCAAUGUCUAUGAAAACCCGCACUGCCUGCGAGGACGCUUCUAUCUCUACACCGACUGCUUCAUCCUGCAGCUCAUCGUGAGGCUCGGCCUGCAUGCUUUUCUGUCCAGUCUGCUCCCCCAUGUGCUGCAGGUCAUCACCGGCUUUGAAAGCUGCAACUCGGACUCUGGUGGGGAAGCGUGUAAAGGGCUGAGAGGGGGGACGUGUAAUCUCGGAGAGGAGGAGGAGGAGGACUUUCAGUGUGGCGAGCAGCGGUCGUCCUCUGGGUCUGUUAGCGGGGCAAUUGGAGGCAGCAGUGGAGCCACAGGAGGAGUCGGGGUAGUGGGCGACGCGGGGCUGGUUGAUUACUCCUCUGGCAUCAGCCUCAAUGACCAAGUGUUUCUCUCAGAGGCCGAGGACUUUCAAAAUGGGUUCUAUGUCAACAGCGGGGCAGGAGUGGCUGCUGGGAAACAGCAGAGCCAGAACGCCGCGGCCAAGGAGCAAGACCAGGAGUCUCUGAGUGUGGGGAAACUAAGUGACAAAAGCAGCACAAGUGAGCUGUCCCUGGGUGACGGAGACUCAAUGAGGGAUCGUGCCAGUCUCAAGUCGGCAGACAGCAGCCAGGACCUCAAACAAGCCAGCGAGGGAGAGGAGGGAGGGGAGCUGGAGGAAGAGGAGGUGACCGAGACGAAUGUGGGAAGAGACGAGACGGAUGACCCCCCUGCUCACAACCUGGACCUCACUCUUUCUGCCUGCACUAUAGACACCGUUGUCACUCUAGAGGGUGAUUUUGUGAACGGAUUGACACUAGAGGAGGCAGAAAAAGACGCUGUAGGAGAGCAGGGGGACGAGGAAGACCAUGGUCCUACCGAGGAGUCAGAGGAGAAAGAGCAGAAGAUUCUUCUCGGUGAGUGACUAACAGAGAUUUGUUUUUAUUUUUCACUUCUUCAGUUCCUUUAAGUGUUGAAUGUUUCUAUUCCUCUCGCUGCACAGACACAGUUUGCAAAACGGUUCGGUGGCUGUCUGCAAAACUCGGACCUACAGUGACAUCUCGAUAUGUCGCCAGAAAUCUGCUGCGACUGCUCACAAAUUGUUACAUCGGUAAGUUCAUUCAAAGCUCUCAGUUUUCAGUCCUUUUGUUUUAGCCUGUAGGAUUCUGUUUUUUAAACCUUUGUCGUGUAUUUUCUGCUUUUAGGACCUGAGAAACACCAGUUUGUGGCCUCUGCGAUUGAGGAGAGCAGUUUUGAGAGUGUGGGUUUGGGCAGUGUGUAUGAGAAGAGACCUGUGGUUGGUGACCAGACAGCGGGGCCUGUGCUGGAAUGUCUCAUCUACAUAGCUCAACUCUAUGGAGAGCCAGUUCUCACUUACCAGUACCUGCCAUAUAUUGGAUAUCUAGUAAGGAAAUACACAUUCAGUCAUAGAAUUUCUACUAUCAAGUAAUUUUUUAUUCAGGGACAGAAAAUUUGCACCUGAGUUUUUUUCUUUUUAUCUCAAACUGACUGAUUUCACAAACGUUUGCUCCAGGUUUCUCCACCUUCUUCACAACGUCUCAACACGCGAAAGGAGGCAAGUCUGCUCGGAGCCGUCGCACUCACACAGAAGAUCAUCGUCUUUCUCUCUGACACCACCCUAAUGGACAUGCUGAUGAAGAUCAAUCAGGAUGUGCUCCUUCCCCUUCUUGACUUACUCACCACCCCGCGCAUGGGGUGAGUACUACGCAUACACACACACACACAAUGUCUGCUGAGGCAUAACUACACACUGCGCCUGACUGUCAGGCAUGGCACGUCAAAUCACAGAACACUGCAGAUAGGUUGUUUUACUCGGUAUCUGUCACAUGCUUUUAAGAGAAUGUAUUUUUCAAAGUGGGAAAUCUUCUCAUUUUUGUGAUGAAAUAGAGUGAAAUCAGAUACGUGUUACAAUAGAUCUGUCAUUCACCCUCUGCUUGGUUUUUACCUGCUCUGCUAUACCCAGGUUCCCCAGCGGGGUGCAGACUCGCACUGCCGUCUGUCUCAAGACCCUCAGCCUGAUGGCUCUCAUCUGUCUGCGCAUUGGGAGGGAGAUGGUACAGCAGCAUAUGGCUGACACUCUGCGUCGGUUCUUUGCCGUUUUCUCUCUGCUGCAUUCUCUGCAGCCCCAGGUAUGCACACACACAAGCACACAAAAAAUACGCAAAUCCAAAAGAUUGACAAGCAACACGCCGAGUUUAUUUCUAGAAGACUUUCAGCGAGCGGAUCUGUAACAAAACCAAAUGACACAGAGGCAGUGGAAAAUAUGGAAGACAAUAACAGAGACAGAAACUUGGAGUACCAAGUGUCUGACAGAAAGAGAGAGAAAGAGAGAGAGAGAGAGUGUGACUUUGUUAGUGUGGUAAGAUUUUGCUGCUUGAGUCAGAUUAUUUAGAAGUUUCUUCAUGAAGUUGUUUCUGCUUCCUUCACCUGUAAUCACUAAUGUGCUAAUUUUUUACUCUGUAGCUGGAAGGCGCCCCUCACAGGAUGAUGGGGGAAGUCACAGUGGUGGAUGUCUGCACUCCUGAAGGGUCUAAUGUUACAUAUGAGUUGGGGGUGCUGGAGGAGCUGCAGACUGUUUUUAACCCUGAGAUGGCUCAUGCCUCCUACAUCCCCUUCUACUGCCUCAUAGGUAAACGACCCCUCAAAUUCAGUACAGUUGUUGUAUAAAUAUCUUAAAUUAUUUUGAGUCUUAAGCAGUAAACUCGUGUGAUUCCUUUAGGUGACACUGCGAUUCGGAAACUGGUGCCCAACCACGGGCUGGUCUGGCAGUUGGCCCAGUCUUACCAUCAGAGUGUGAGUCAAAUGAGCCCAGGGGCGAACCCGGCUGCAGUGUCCAGAGUAGACCUCCCUCCAUCUUCUGCAGGUGUCUCCACCGUUUUUGGCAGACGUGUCGGUGGCAGCCCCUUCCCCGCACCUUCAUCCAACUCCAGCCAGCUGGGGGACUCCCUCCCUGAAUCAGGCACGUUUGGGAGCCACCUGGUAGGAAACCGUAUCCAAGUGUCCAGGGACGCUGAUUUUGACGGCGGUUCCGCCUUGGGUUUGGCCAGCUCUUGGGGACGCCCCAGCCAUAUCACACCCAUCAUCACCACUUCCUCCACCUUCACCACUUCAUCUGCUGGCACAGUGUCCUUUUCCUCCUCCUGGGUGACAGACCCCACCCCAGAAGACAGCGCCCUGAAGCAGGAGCUCCCUCGCAGCGGGCGCUCGUUGCAGGGAAACUGGCUGGCCUACUGGCAGUAUGAGAUCGGCCUAAACCAGCAGGACCCACAUUUCCACUUCCAUCAGAUCCGGCUGCAGAGCUUUCUGGGUCACUCAGGCACCACAAAGUGUUUGGCACCACUGGCAGGAGAGGAUUACUUCCUCUCUGGUAGUAAAGACAAGACGGUGAAGCUCUGGCCCCUCUAUAACCACGGCGAUGGGACGCAGGAGGUGGAGCCCAGGCUGACGUAUAAUGACCAUCGCAAGUCAGUCUUCUAUGUUGGACAGCUUGAGGCUUCACAGGAGGUGGUCAGCUGUGAUGGCACUAUUCACCUGUGGGACCAGUAUACGGGUGAGAGAGAUGCAGCACAAUAUAUCUCUGCUCCCUUAAGAUCUAAGACACACAAAGUCGCUCAAAUAUCCGAGUGAAAUAACUGUUUUUCUCUUUCUGUUGUCUGUAGGCAAGCAGAUCCGCUCAUAUGAAGCCGUGGACGGGAAGAAUCCCAUCACAGCUGUCACCACUAUGCCAGCUCCACACUGCAGUGUUGUGUUUGGCAGCGCAGAUUCUGUUCUCCGCUUCAUUGAUCCUCGCAAACCGGGAUUGCAGGUUGUAAUUUCACUUAGCAAGCUCAUUCUGGCGAGACUCAAUCCAUAAAACAUCCGCUAAUUAACAUUGAUUACUGUGUUAACAAAAUGGUAGCAGUUUUUUUUACAUCCCUCCGCCAUAGAGUUAUUUCAGCCUUGACAUUGACAAAUCCUCCCCUGUGUCUUCAGCACGAAUUUCGUCUGGCAUACAACAAUGUGAGUGCAGGGCUCAUCCGCUACCUGGCAGUGAGCCCCUCGGGGCGCACCGUGGCUGCAGGUUUCUCAUCUGGCUUCAUUGUUCUGCUAGACGCACGCACCGGACUUGUUCUGAAAGGCUGGCCGGCUCAUGAGGGAGAUAUCCUCCAGAUGAAGGUACACUUAAUGAGUGUGUGGGUCUUUACCUUUCAACUUUAUAACUCAAUCAGUCUCAUUGUGUAAUUUUAGACAUAAAAUAUAUUUGAAUAUCGCAGAAUGGAAAGAGAGUCAGAAAACGGAUGAAGGAGGGCGUCAAUGUGUCGAAAAACUAGGUUUUGGCUCGGAUAUGGGAAUUUGUGUGAAGUUGUAGGGUGCUUUGUAUCACUUGAGUGUAGGUUUUAUAAAUCGCCUAACAUUGACUGGAAAAAGUUUAAUUUGACUAUUUAAAAUCAAAUAACUAUGAAAAACAGUGGUACUUGAUGUAAGUCUCAGGGUUCUAUGAUGUCCCUUCUAGGAAUAAGAUGAAUAAUGAAACCAACCGUGAUCCACAAAUUUAGAUUUAGCAUUUUAUAACCUUCCCUUCAUCCACAUAUGGUCACUUCUGGCUCCAGAAACUUGAAAUAAAUGGCCACAAUACCAAAAUCAGACAUCAUGGAUUGUUGGAUGAGUGACACUGGGAUUAAUUUAUUAUUUCAUGUUUUCAUGAAAGGAAAUCUCCAACUAGUUAAGUGCAAAAUACCAGCUCAGAGAGUAUACCGACGAAUCUGAGAUGAAAUAACGCUUGAACUAAAUCGUGUCCAAAUUUGAACUUUUGUUACGAGAAGCGUGCGUGUCAGUUUUGUGUUUCUCAACAGUGAGCUGACGUGUGGGACUUGAAAACAGUGGAGUCGUUGUUUACAUGAGACGUGGGCCGACCGUGGGCCAUGCAGUGUGUCACAAAAUCGGGCAGCCACUCAAAAUUUGUUUCCAGCCUGAUAAAUCGCAGCCAAGCACAGCUAACAAAGCUGACGGUUUUUCUCUGUGACAUUGAAAUUUUCUUAGUUUUAAAUCAUUAAAAACUGUUACUAGUAACUCAGUCUUAACUAUUGAUUGGAGUCUGUAUUUGGAGAAAGCAGAUGGGACAGUGGGAGGAUGAGAACAUUUUUAUUGUCUGAUUUGUAAAGCUUUAGUGCAUUCAUUAGAGAAACCUGGAGGGAAGGAAAUAACAAUAUGGCUUUUUGGUAAACAGUGGAAACUUUUGGGUUACUCCAUUCUGAUGCACACUGCGCAAAAUCCUGUUAACCUCUGUUUCUGUUGACUCUCUGAACAACCUACAUAAUAUCCAUACGGUACGUCUGACCUAGACAGGCUUGGUGUGUUGUCUACAAGAGCUGUUAGAUAAUUUUACUCUGAUUUUUGACCUUUUUAACGCUGGUUUAGAAAUUGUUGAAAGAAGUAGCACUUAUCAUUAUCCUACCCCUGUUAAAAAUCACAACAGUGUAUUGAAUGCACUGGGUAGGCAGUUGUAAGCAAGGGGAAUGUUGCAGCACAUAGAGUAAUUAGUCCUGUGUUCAUUUAUUCGAAUAGAUGUCUAAAACCUGAGUCACAGGGUGUAGAUGUAGAAACCUAAGCUAUUGAAUGUUAUCAAAAAUCAGUCUAAGUGGUUAUAUCCUUAGAAACUUUGACAUAUUUAGGCCAGAAGGUGUGGCUGUACCCGUUAACAGUCAUGUGACCAACAUUGAGUAAGACAGUCGUCCAGGUGGUUUUUAUUUUGACAUUCAGAGUUUAUAUAUUAAGUGCAGCUCAGAUGGAGAAAGUUGUACCCAGCAAGUCUGUUGUCAACAAAGCGCAAAGAUUAGCAAACUUUAUUUAACCCCAAUUUAGGUCAAGGAUCGUAUCUCUUGUUUUAAAGGCACAAGUUUAGGCAAAUAUGGACACAAGUUACUCAUUAGAAAGACGGCUGCAGCUCUCAUUGGCACAUUCAUAUUACUCAGACUUCCCCUCGGGUGGAUCAACCAGGGGCUGUUUCAGUCUCUCCUUAAGAAACGAGAUAAAAAUGAACUCAUUUUCUUUCAGUUUAUUUUUAAACUUUUUUAACCUCAAUUUGGGAGUAAAGAGUGUGACAAACCCAAAUUACUCACAGGAACAGUAGAAGUUCUAGAUAUGCUGUAUAUGAACAUUACUCAUGAUGUAUUACUAAUAUACCAGUGAUUUUUAUCAACCCCUGAGCUAGAAGCCUUAGAGUGGAAGUCAGUACAUUUUGACUUUAAGAUUAUGAAAGGAAAAUUAGAUAAUUGAAAACUAAUAUGGCUGUAGGCAGUUUCCUCCUUCACCUGUUUGAGUGUGUUUGUGCAUAAUUUUUAAAACCAAAGUCAUUAAGUUGUUUUGUUUGCAUCUUGGAAGUAUCAUAUUUCAGUAGGACCUUAAAUUUGCAUUACAUGGAAGUCAAUAAAACAUGUCACAAAACUUAAGAUGGUGGAAUUAUUGCAGGGAUGUGACCACAAAGGUCAGUGACUUCCUUUAUUCUCUCAUUUCAGGCUGCAGAGGGAAACUUGGUCAUCAGCUCCUCCACUGACUACACACUGAGUGUGUGGAAAGAUCUGGAAAACAAGCCUCUACGCCAGUACAAGUCUCAGUCCGACCCCAUUCACGCCUUUGACCUCUACGGCCCGGAGAUCGUCACCGGAACAGUGGCUAACAAGAUCGGGGUGUACUCCAUGGCGGACAUCUCCCUGAGCCCUGUUAGCAGCACAAAGCUGAGCUCAGAGAACUUCCGCGGUACUCUGACCAGCCUUGCGGUCCUUCCCACCAAGAGGCUUUUACUGCUGGGCUCUGAGAACGGCGCCAUCCGGUUAUUAGCGUAGGAAAAAUCAAUGGCUCCCAGAUGCAGGAAACACACUUCCCACUGUCCUCCAAAGUGUCUUAUUGGUGAAGACAGGCAGGUGUCAGACAGGCUCUUUGUCCCCUCUCCCGAGCUUGAGGUCAGUUGUACAGGAAAGCAGUUUGUCAGUUCCGCUAAAUUGCUUUUUAAAUGAAGCAGCACAAGCAUAGGCAUUGUAUAAGCUACAUGUGUCUGAAUCUUGCACCAAAUUUGAUCGAAAGGAAUCGUGUGCAACGCACUUAACAUUUAUGGUGUACAGUAGAUCCCAUGAAUUUUUUAAAAGCUUAUAGAUGUAUAGAUAGUAUAUAAUGGGGAAUACUUAUCUUUACAAGGUCAGUCGUUUCUUCAAACAUGAAAUCAGAAGAUGUGCUCAGGAAGGUGGAACCAAACACGGUUCUCAUGUAGUGUUUACACUUUCCAAAUAGAUGCAUAACAACACCAAAAAUACAUCGACCUCCACUUUCAUUUCCCUUCAUGUUAGAAGACAUGCAUACCUGAAUGCACUGAUUAAACUAUGCAGUAUUUGUAGAUCAAAUCGUUUGUUUGUGUUAGUGUCAUCAUGUUUUACAUCCAGCAGGUGUUUCACAGUAAAUCGUUUAUAUCUAUGGUAAAAUUACACACUGUUGGGUCGACAGUCUCAGUGUUCCCUCUUAGAGUGGACGUACUUCAGCUGUCGUCACAUUACAAAAGUGAGUUACUGAUGCACAGCCUUUUCUUUUUUCUUUUUUCUCCUGCACAAGUAUAGCCUGAAUUGCAACAUUAAAACUCACACACAGAUUUUAAAGACUGAAUGUUUUUAUCCACUAAUAAAUUACUUGAAGUUGCUUUGGGAUUUUUAAACAGUGUUUAAAGACUCAUGAUUUAGCAGUCAGACCUGUAGCAACAUUAUCCUGCGAGUGUGUGGCAAAGGCCAGUUUAACUGGGUUUGCCCGUAGUUAGACUCACCACUGACUACAAAAGCUAACAUAGAAACAGUCAAUGCCAAGAUGAACAAUUUUCUAUUCCAACAUUUGUUACUGCAUAUGAAUAUAUGUAGAGAAAAAAGCUCCAAAAUCAUAACAAAGGAGUCAAAUUACUUCUUAUUGUGUACUGCAAAUGAACACAAAGUAGAGAUUUUUCUUCCUUAAAUUUAGCUUGAAUAUGUCCAAGCUUUUCAAGCCUCUCAGCAUCCAAUAAUCAAAGCUCAGAUCUUGAUAUGAUUUUUUCAUGAUAUAAAAACGCAGUUUGCCUAAUUUUGUAAUUAUUUGCCCAAAGCCUGAUAUGCUCUGACAAGUGUAUUACACCCUUUUGAUAUUUUGUGUUUUUUGUAAACUUGGAGUCGAAGCUCAAUAAUCAUGAAAUGAAAUUCUUGUUUAAAAAAGAAAAUUUGUAGUUGCAUAAUUGGUAACAACUGUUUCAGCAUCUCUUCGAACAUUUUACGAGAAGUCCAUGAAAACGCUUAUUUAUUAACUG